Molecule: messenger RNA, 3774 nt
Organism: Caenorhabditis auriculariae
Lineage: Eukaryota; Metazoa; Nematoda; Chromadorea; Rhabditida; Rhabditidae
Source: the annotation of a GenBank genome assembly
AUGCUUAGACGUCUGCUCUCCACGAAAAAGUCAGAGUUUUUCAAAGUUGUGGAAGUUGGACCAAGAGAUGGACUUCAAAACGAGAAGGUUUCCACACCAAAAGUUGAAAAUAAUCGAAUUUUCCAGGUUUUCGUACCCACCGAGGUCAAGGUCGAGCUCAUCGACAGGUUGAGCGACUGUAAUUUUAAGGUUAAAAUCAGAUCAGAAAUCGCGUGAAUUUCUUUUUUGAGGUAGUCGAAUCGACAAGUUUCGUGUCUCCGAAAUGGAUCCCACAAAUGAGAGAUCAGGUGGAAGUCAUCAAUGGAAUCAAGAAAAAGUCCUCGGUCAGCUAUCCGGUCCUCGUUCCCAACCUGGCUGGCCUUAAAAAUGCGGUAGGGUUUUCACCUUAUCACUCGUGAAUAUUGACAUAUUACGUGGGCAAGUAAAUCGUUUUUGUUAGUGGAAGAAAAUGCGAAACCAAAAACACGGUGGGCGGGGCCAAAAUAUCAGCCGUUCCCAUGUGGCGUCAUGGGAACGGGAGAGAUUUCGGCUCUAAAAGCGCAUAUUAAAGGCGCAGGCCGCCGUAUUGCCCGAGGUCUUUGAGACAAUCGAAAAUUCUCUACAUAAACGCGAUUUUCUGCGCGAAAGCGGCGCAGUUCAUGCACACGACACACGAAACUUUACGGAGAAAAAGUGGGCGAGGCGUCGUCGAAAAAAAGCUGUGCGGGAGGGGGUUUUGACUUAGUAAAUUUAAAAAAAGAAUUAAAAUUGGAUUUUGAUCUCCGGGUGAUACUUUUGGAAGGCCAAAAAAAUAAUUUGGACCUUUGGGAGAUAGCAAUGGCUUUAAAUCAGAAAAACUUGCAAGGAGAGUUUUUCAAAAAGGUCUGCCCUUUGACAUUUUUGACGGGGUGAGGUCUGAAAUAGGAUGUCAUUUAACUCAACUUUUUGUCCAUAGCUUUACUUGAAAUCAUGUUAAAAAUUUUUUUGGGUAGAAGUUACUUCGAAAGAUAGAAAUUGAAAGUUUUCCCGCUAAAUUUCUUUUUUCAGUGGGGUUGUUUAUGGACGAAAGUUAUUUUCCUUUUUUUUUUGCAGUUGAAAAUUUUAUUUAUUCUCUGUUGUCCUGGCACAAAAUUAAAGCUUCAUUUUUCUCAAAUGAAAAUAAGUUCGUACGCGGAAUAUCCAAGAACAGCUCUGAAAUAGGACCAAGAAAUCAAUAAAAUCGUUUCCUUUCCGAAAAAACAAAAAUAUCCAUAUCACGUCCACUGAUGAAUAUUUUGAGACUAAUUUCAGUUGGCCACUGGAUCUGUCGAGGAAAUCGCCGUGUUUGGCGCCGCUUCCGAUUCAUUCUCCAAGUUCGUUCUCACAAGCAAAUCAAAAAUGGAACCAACCUGAGAACAAGAGGAAUUUUCGUCUGGAAGAAGCUGAAGAAAAAAAAACACAUCACAGUGUCUUUAUUUGACUUUAGAAGCGAAAAUCAAGAAUAAAUUUUUUUAGGCUCUAGUGACAUCUCAGAAAUGUUUCAAUAAGUUUUCAAACUGGGUCUUUGGCUGUCUUUUUUCCAAAAGACCGUUUUCGAACUUGUUCGUUCAGGAAAAACGUGAAUGCGAACGUCGAAGAAAGCCUCCAGAAACUGUGUGACGUCACUUCGGCAGCCCUCAAAGAAGGAAUUCGUGUCCGAGGGUUCGCUAGAAGUUCAUUAUUUUUCAAAAAUGUGUUAGGACCUAAUGGCUGAAAGUUGGUUUUGGUUGACUUUGAAACACAAAAAAAGUCUCCGUAGGUCUAGAAUUUAAAAAUCCAUUACGUCAGAGAGUAACUGGGGAAUGUGAUAGUAAAUUCCGAUUUCGAAUGAAAAUCUUUUCCUCGUUAGAAAUUCCAAUAAGUGCUUCCCAGAUACGUUUCUUGCGUCGUUGGAUGCCCCUACGAGGGAAACAUCAAGCCGGAUAUCGUGGCCAAAGUCACCGAGAAGUUGCUCGAAGUUGGCUGUUAUGAAGGUGAGGACUUCCCUAAUUUCAGUGAUUUUUUUUUGUCAAACGGAAUUUUUUUUUUCAAGGAGAAAGAUUUAUUCCGAUGAACUCGAACUGAAAACAAGGACUUUGUUUUUUUUUUAAUUGGCGGAAGUGUACUUCAGGACCUCCUGACUGCAGAAAAAAUGAACUAUUCUUCCAAUUUUAUUAUUUUAUCUAGUUAUACCAGUAAUACAGCUUUAUUAACCUUUUUUUUUACUAUAAUUUGUGUAUUUUGAAAACUUUGUAGCGUCACAGCAAUAUAAAACAGAAGUUUAGAAUUUCAAGAUCCUCGAAUACACUUCAAAGGGAUUUUAUCAAUAUUCCAACCGGGACCCAGUGAAGAUUCUUUUCUCAAAAUGGAUUCCAGUUUCCUUGGGAGACACUAUUGGCGUUGGAACUCCGGGAAGCGUCGGGAAAAUGCUGGAAACUGUUCUGAAAUCGGCUCCCGCCGAAAAACUCGCAGUUCAUUUCCAUGACACCUACGGACAAGCACUCGCCAAUGUCCUUGUCUCCAUUGAAGUAAGCUCUCAAUCUUCAGAGCCCUCUAGGGACCACUUUACCAACCCCUAUAGGGGCCACUCAGGCUGGCAAAAGCGGCCCUUAUAGGAGUUAGUAGUCUCUUUAGGUGACAAACUAGUCGGUUAUUGUUAUGAACCCUAUGAGAAGAAGCUUUUUCAUGCGAAAAACUAAAAAAUCAAUAUUUUUAAUUAAGUUGAGAGAUCCCUAUAGGGACCUCUCGAGCUUUAGGAGCUAACGCUUCAGACCCUAAAUCCACGGACCGCCUCAUUUUUCUCCCUACAUUGACCUUUUUUCGGCUUCUAAAAGGGCUGGUUGUUUCCCUAACUCCUAUAGGGACCGCUCUGAAAUUCCUAAGAUGAGAGAAAAUAAAAUCUAAAGUUUUAAAAAAUUAAGAAAAAAAAAGCAUUCAUAAUACUCCGAAGCAAUCGUUGAUUAAUUAUUCGUGCAGAAAGGGAUUCGCGUCGCGGACUCUUCCCUCAGCGGACUUGGCGGCUGUCCCUACGCCAAAGGAGCCACCGGAAACCUCGCCACGGAGGACUUGCUCUACAUGCUGGACGGCCUCGGCUUCGACACGGUUUUUUUUUUUAAAUUUCUAACACGAACUUUUAUGUCCACCACAGCUAAAUCCGAAGUUUAAGCUCACAAGUUUGAGUCUAAAAUGAGAAUUAUAGCACAAUAAAAUCUAUAAAUUUUCUCGAGAAUAAUUUGAGGUGUUGAGAAUUUAACGCGCAUAGUGGAUAUCUGCGCUCACUUUUUGAAGCAUAAUGUUUUAAGUCUAUGAUUAUCACGUCCUUUUUAAAUAAUGUAACUUCCACGGCAUCCACCAAAUGGCAGCUAGUAGCAUGGUGCAGUGGCUAGCGUCGCAGCCUACUGAGGUUAUGAUGAAUGUUCGAAACCUUUUACCGCUAACCUUUUUUGCCAAUCUGUUUUUUAUGAAUUUCUGUUGUCAUAAUUGAAAUUUCGUGACUAAAAUCACCUGACACAUGUUCUAGGACCAUGUUUAUCCGAAAUCGCUGAGUUCAAAUAUGAAAAAAAAACUUUCGUUUUUGGUAUUCCAUUUUUUUGAAAGAAUUCCUAUUAGUGAGAGAACGAGGAGAAAACAUCGAAAUGGGAUGAGAAAUCGAAGAAUUACUUUUUCGUUAUCGUCCUCACUAAAAACAAUAUUUUACAGGGCGUUGACCUCAAAGAAGUCAUCAAAACUGCGAACUGGUUCAAUGAAAAAAUGGGAAGAACUGUCAAGUCUCGGGUUGGCGCCGCAUACAAGCUUUGA